CAGCCAUUCUCAAGGGAAAAUGAGGAGGCUGGGAGAACAUAUGCCAAAAAGGGAAAAGGUAGUAAUGCAACUUGAGAGCUGCCUGUUGGAGCCUCGUCGCUAUAUAACCUAAGCCGCCCUCAACCUCUCUCUACCUUGAACUCACCCUGCUGUUUCAAUUUCAUCAUCCUCAAAAUGACUAGCGCCGAAGAUCUAUUAUCAUCCCAGCCCUGUAGGUUCCUUUCACUCCCUCGAGAGAUUCGAGACGAGGUCUACUCCUGGCUUGUCCCUCAGCCGCCAGAUCAUCACCGACGAAUCUGGCUACAUCUGCCUCCAUCGCAGGACGAUGAACCACACUCCCCGGAGCCUACGGAAAGCAACAUGAUGGAGGCGCUUACUCUUGAGACCAAUGAAAAGGUUUCAUCAGCCAUUAUAGACGUCGAUGUUGAUCAAAAUCCGAAAUACAUCACAAGAUAUGCAGAAAGCGAUAUUGGGUCUGAUUGGACAUACGAAUCUUCUUUGUAUGCUAGCAGCGUUUCAGAGUCCGAUCUGCAUGAGCCUAGCUCUGACCAUGACGAGUCGGGCUCUGACGAGUCUGGCUCCGACAACGAGAAUCUAGACGCGGAGUUCAAGCUACCUAAAAGGCACACAGAAGCUAGUGAUGGACCCAUAGUGACGGAAACCUGCAUUCUGGAUAUCCUCCUUAUCAACCGCCAAAUUCACCAUGAGUUCAUGGAGAGCUUCUCUCGGAAAGCCAACAUCUGGCUCUACGUCCGGAUGGAGAACACAGCCGAAGACCCAUGCACCUUCACUUUCGAUCCAAAAUUCUGGAAACUCCCAUAUCUUCGAAGCGUACGACGGCUCUUUAUCAUUGCGGAAUGGCACUCCCGCCUCGGGCGAAACAUGUGGGGAUACGUCUACGGGCCAGAUGACCACCCCUCUUUCGACAUCCACUACCCUGAAGAUCGCAACAGGGUCCAGCCUCUACCGCAGAAGGUCCCCUCGCGGCCACAACCACCCAACUACGUCUUUCCCUACACUGUGAACAACCUCGAAGCCGACGUGUAUCCGGAACAACCAGGGCCUGUGUAUCGAAGCGUGCAGAUUGAAGACCUCCCGCGACCAGUUACAGCGCACUACACCGACCGCCGCAACAUCGGACGAGAGCCACAUCCCACUCAACCGCGUUGCGACAUGGAUGCUCUCAAUGCCUUUUGCAAGGACGCCGCGUCCGCGUACGAGGAGCUCGGUGAUGUCGUUGAUAGCUUUCUUGAACGAACGAAGAACGUGACCGGACUCGAUAUCACGCUCAAAACCAACUGCUAUGAAUACGAUGGGUGGAACUUCCAUGACGGCGCCCAUGAGGAUACUAUCAUACGGUUCAGGCCGGCACAUCCCGGUGUCAAGUAUAUUGCGAAGACGAUUGUUCAAGAUGACGUGGUGGUGAGGCGGAGAGAGGAGACGUUCAUUGAGGGUGCGGGUUGGCAAUACUACCUGGGCGGAUCGCUUUUGGGGCAGAAGUCGCGGAUAGAGGAGCAGAAGUGGGAUUUCAAGGAGGAGGGGCCGUAUGUUAUGAAGAGGGAGGGCCCGGAUAGCGAGUGGACUGACUGGGAAAUUGACUAAGAGUACAAAGUGAAGUCUCGGUGUUACUCCUAGAGCGGUUUGAAUUCGUGAAUUUCGGGACAGCGUCAGCAGGGUGUACGCAGAUCAGCUGCAAUGCCUUGUCGUAGAAUAGAAUUUUGUACAAUCG
Messenger RNA from Mytilinidion resinicola, 1729 nucleotides. RefSeq lists its product as uncharacterized. The transcript is spliced from 2 exons. The record is from RefSeq and is a predicted model, not a curated record. The coding region runs from base 175 to 1602 and encodes 475 amino acids. Lineage: Eukaryota; Fungi; Ascomycota; Dothideomycetes; Mytilinidiales; Mytilinidiaceae.